Molecule: messenger RNA, 2522 nt
Organism: Alnus glutinosa
Lineage: Eukaryota; Viridiplantae; Streptophyta; Magnoliopsida; Fagales; Betulaceae
Product: ABC transporter G family member 20-like
Exons: 1
Coding region: 90-2321 (743 amino acids)
Cellular component (GO): membrane
Molecular function (GO): ATP hydrolysis activity; ATP binding; ABC-type transporter activity
Source: RefSeq, a predicted model, not a curated record
AUCUCACUCUGUGACUCCCUGUGUAUAUAAAUUCUGCUGCCUAAACCCCAACAACGUAUAACUCACGAAUCUCUCGUGCUGCUCCGAACAUGUCGUCGGCAACAUCACCCUUCUCCGCCGACCACAAAUACAAUUUCUUCAACCACGACCAAAGAUUAAUGGACCCCAAAAAUCUUCCUCAGAAAUCCAAACCCCGCGUCUCUCCCACUCUCGGAGAGCUCUUGAAGCGAGUCGAAGAUGCACGGUCCGGCGCCAACUCUCCGGCUCAUCGAGUCCUCGACGUCUCGUACGCCUGCAGCUCCGUGCCUCCCUCCUACCCUUUCGUUCUCUCCUUCAACAACCUCACGUACAGCGUCAAGGUCGUCCGGAAGAUCUCGUUGCCGUCGUGCUGUUCUAAAAACGACGACCCGUUUGACUCGAUCGGUAACAGUAAGAUUUUACUCAACGACAUCUCGGGCGAGGCCAGAGAGGGUGAAAUCAUGGGCGUUCUUGGCGCCAGUGGGUCCGGUAAAUCCACACUCAUCGACGCUCUCGCGGAUCGGAUUUCCAAAGAGAGCCUCAAAGGGUCCGUUACCUUGAACGGCGAGGUCCUGGAGUCGAGGCUUUUGAAGGCGAUAUCUGCUUACGUCAUGCAAGACGACCUGCUGUUUCCCAUGUUAACCGUGGAAGAGACGCUCAUGUUCUCCGCCGAGUUCCGCCUGCCUCGCUCCCUCUCCAAGUCCAAAAAGAGAGCUAGAGUCCACGCUCUCAUCGACCAAUUAGGCCUGCGAAACGCAUCCCAGACCGUGAUCGGCGACGAAGGCCACAGAGGCGUUUCCGGGGGCGAGCGCCGGCGUGUUUCUAUCGGAAUCGACAUCAUUCACGACCCGAUAGUCUUGUUUCUCGACGAGCCCACUUCCGGCCUCGACUCCACGAGCGCUUUCAUGGUCGUCAAGGUCUUGCAGCGAAUCGCCCAGAGCGGAAGCAUCGUCAUCAUGUCCAUUCACCAGCCCAGUUACAGAAUUCUCAGCGUGUUAGACCGCCUCAUCUUCCUCUCCCACGGACAACCCGUGUACAGCGGCUCUCCAGCGGCACUACCGCUCUUCUUCGCCGAGUUCGGGCACCCGAUACCCGAAAGCGAGAACCGGACCGAGUUCGCCCUUGAUCUGAUUCGCGAGCUCGAAGAAGAUCCCGAGGGAACCAGGAGCCUAGUCGAGUUCAACAAGUCAUGGCAAACAAAGAUUAAGAAGCAACGAAACAACGAGGACAACAAUUUCCGCGAUAACCGGCCAAAGCAGCUUUCACUCAAAGACGCCAUAAGCGCAAGCAUUUCCAGAGGAAAACUAGUCUCCGGCGCUCCCAACAGCGGGAGUUCUACUUUCACGUCGUCGGUUCCGACAUUUGCCAACCCAUUCUGGAUUGAAAUGCUGGUUAUCGCCAAACGCUCGAUGACGAACUCCAGAAGAAUGCCGGAGCUCCUCGGAAUCAGAUUCGGUGCGGUGCUUGUUACUGGGAUUAUUUUAGCCACCAUUUUCUGGAGGCUCGAUAAUUCCCCCAGAGGCGUCCAAGAACGCUUAGGCUUCUUCGCCUUCGCCAUGUCAACCACCUUCUACACCUGCGCCGAAGCCAUACCAGUCUUCCUCCAAGAGCGAUACAUUUUCAUGAGAGAAACCGGUUACAAUGCUUACCGCCGUUCCUCCUAUGUGCUCUCCCACUCUCUCAUGUCCAUCCCUUCUCUAGUCUUCCUCUCCUUGACCUUCGCCGUCACCACGUUCUGGGCGGUCGGCCUCGCCGGAGGAUUCACCGGGUUCUUCUUCUUCUUCCUCACAAUCUUGGCGUCGUUCUGGGCCGGCAGCUCCUUCGUAACGUUCCUCUCCGGCGUCGUCUCUCAUGUGAUGCUGGGUUACACUGUCGUCGUCGCCAUCCUGGCCUACUUCCUCCUGUUCAGCGGGUUUUUCAUCAGCAGAGACCGAAUCCCACCCUACUGGCUUUGGUUCCACUAUAUUUCUCUGGUGAAGUAUCCGUACGAAGCUGUUCUGCAGAACGAGUUUUCCGAUCCCGUGAAGUGCUUCGUGAGGGGCGUCCAGAUGUUCGACAACACGCCGCUUGGGAUGGUGCCGAAUCCGGUGAAGGUGGAGCUUCUGAAGAGCUUGAGCGGCACGCUGGGCGUGAACAUCACGAGCUCCACGUGUGUGACCACCGGGUUGGAUAUACUGAAGCAGCAGGGUAUCACUGAUAUCAGCAAAUGGAAUUGCCUGUGGAUCACUGUGGCCUGGGGUUUUUUCUUUAGGGUUCUCUUUUAUUUUUCUUUGUUGUUUGGAAGCAAGAACAAGAGGAGCUGAUAAUCAAGACAUAAGAGAUUUAAUUUUCUUCUGUUUAUUGUUAUGAUUAUUAUUAUUUUUUCAGAUAAACUUGUACGUGUUGAUUAAUUAAGUUGCAUGUUCAAUUUGUAUUCGAAAUGGGAUCUGAUUGUUCCUAUUUGGCUUCAAUGUAAAACUGUAAUUGAGAAUAUAUAUAUAUAUAUACCAAUGUUCUUUGUUUAA